This is a messenger RNA of Colletotrichum orchidophilum, 828 nucleotides long. RefSeq lists its product as uncharacterized. Bases 1 to 828 code for a protein of 275 amino acids. NCBI's taxonomy places the organism in Eukaryota, Fungi, Ascomycota, Sordariomycetes, Glomerellales, Glomerellaceae. The record is from RefSeq and is a predicted model, not a curated record. The transcript has 3 exons.
AUGUCCAAACCUGGUCAAUUCCGAGCCGAUCUCCCUGAGCUUGCGAGACAUCUUCUCGCGAGCGGUCCUCACAGGACCCAAUUGACCACCCGUCGAGUCCGAGUCAUCCUAAACAGCACAUGCGUCGUUGAUACCACUAAAGCAGUCCAUGUGUGGGAACACGUUGCCUAUCCGCAGUACUAUGUCCCCAUCUCAGAGCUGCGGAACUGCCGCUGGAGGGACAAGGAAGACAUCCAGUUCACGGGCGAUGCAUCCCACGCCGCGGCGGCUGUCGUUGAAGUCACGGUACCGGGCCAGAAUGGAGAAGGCGACCUCAUCACAGAUCGGGCCUUGCGAUUUUCGGAUAAUGAAAAGAUCAGCGGUGUCCUAAACGGUCUGAUAAGGCUCGAGUUUGGUAGUAUGGAUCAAUGGAUGGAGGAGGAGACGCCCAUCUAUGUCCACCCCAAGGAUCCCUUCAAGCGCAUCGAGAUCCUCCCUUCCCUGCGACCAAUCGAGGUCAAGGUCGCUGGGAAGACCGUCGCCAAGACUGAAUUUGCUGUUCAUUUGCUGGAAACAGGUCUGCCUACACGAUAUUACCUCCCCUUGGCGUCUGUUGAUCAGGCAGCGCUGCGAAAAAGCAAUCUGACCACAAAAUGCCCGUACAAGGGUGAUGCCGAGUAUUACAACGUCGUAGUGGACGGCAAAGAGCACAGCAACUUGGUCUGGUAUUACAGGCUUCCGACGCAUGAGAGCGCGGGGAUAGCGGGUCUGCUGUGCUUCUACAAUGAAAAGGUGGACAUUUUCUUGGAUGGCGAGCUUUUGGAGCGGCCAAAGACAUUAUUUGCUUGA